AAUUUUGUAUGAAGUAAGGAUGUGUGGUCUGGUUUCCCAUGUCGUUUGGCCUAUAUCUGCGGCGAUAGCUUUAUCUGCCGUUAUUAGCACGUUGUGGCUGUCUGGGAUUACUGACCGUCAAGGCAUAUGGUCUAAGGAUUAUUGUUCUCUUCUGAAUGACCACAGCUUUCUCUACGGCUGGAUCUGUGGCCUCCUAUUUAUUCCAUUCAUCAAAAAUGCCACCAGUAGCCUCUUUCGUUGCUGUUUUGCGGAUAGCGGCGAAGACAAGCUUUAUGGUCUAGACCAUGCUCUUCUCAAUAUUGAGAUGCCUCCGCCAAGCAUGUGGAUGAAUAUGGGAUAUUGGAAACAUACUCAAUCAUUUCCUGAAGCGUGCACCGCUCUUCUGGAAAAAGUGCUACGGACAGCUGGACUUCUUGAUAGCAAUCGAAGACCGCUAAGCGUCAGAGACUCUUCGGCCCUAAGGAUUAUUGAUGUUGGCUGUGGUUGUGGUGACCAGACUAUCUAUUUGAUGAAAUGGCUGGCCCGGAUCGAUGAUCAUGCUCCUGGAUCGGAGCGUCGGCCGCUGUUUGACGCCUAUGUCGGCAUAAAUGUGAAUCAACACCAGGCCGAGUUUGCUCGUCAACGGAUCAAAGAUACCGGUAGAAGCGACAGUAUCCAUAUAUUCUGUGCAGACGCAGCAGAUCCGACGUCGUGGAGCCGCGAACUCAAGGAUGCCGUAACCGCGACAUCUCAGCAAGGAUUCGGCGAUAAGCAGUCUCAGACUGCUCACACGUGGCUGCUUGCCUUGGACACUCUUUAUCACUUCAAGCCUUCCCGUGAUCCCCUUUUAUCCUAUGCUGCUCGCGAGCUCCGCGCUUCUUUUAUGGCGUUUGAUCUCAUUCUCGCUGAUUCGGUACAUCCCGUUGACAAUAUUCUGCUACGUGCUGUAUGCUUUAUGUCGUCCAUCCCCUUCUCAAACUUCAAGACUUUGUCCGAUUACCGCGAUAUGUUAGUCAGGGCUGGUUAUGCGUCUGAUAAUAUCGAAAUACACGAUAUCUCUGAAUAUGUGUUUUCCGGGAUCGGAGGAUAUAUGGAGCGGAGAGAAGCUGAGUUGAGGCAGUUUAAAUUGAGCCUUGGAAAGCUACAAGUUGCAGGAAAACUGUUUAGUUGGUGGGGACGGAGCAAUAUUGUGAGAGGAGUUGUGGUUGUUGCGAGAAGAAAUGCUAUAUAAGUUCCAUGUAAGGGAG
This is a messenger RNA of Paecilomyces variotii, 1226 nucleotides long. RefSeq lists its product as hypothetical. The transcript has 2 exons. The record is from RefSeq and is a predicted model, not a curated record. The coding region runs from base 20 to 1210 and encodes 396 amino acids. NCBI's taxonomy places the organism in Eukaryota, Fungi, Ascomycota, Eurotiomycetes, Eurotiales, Thermoascaceae.